This is a messenger RNA of Sciurus carolinensis (gray squirrel), 1267 nucleotides long. It is a transcript of the gene Gipc3, whose product is annotated as GIPC PDZ domain containing family member 3. Lineage: Eukaryota; Metazoa; Chordata; Mammalia; Rodentia; Sciuridae. Gene Ontology annotation, molecular function: protein binding. Bases 17 to 1177 code for a protein of 386 amino acids. The record is from RefSeq and is a predicted model, not a curated record. The transcript has 4 exons.
AGGAGCUCCUCGGGCCAUGGAGAGCGCUGCUGCCCGCGAGGCCCCGCGGGCUGAGACCCCGCGCGCCCCUGUGCCCCCGCCCUCGCCCGCAGAGCACCCAGCCGCGCCCCGCGUGCGCCCGCGCCUCGUCUUCCGCACGCAGCUGGCGCACGGCAGCCCCACCGGCAAGAUCGAAGGCUUCACCAACGUCCGCGAGCUCUACGCCAAGAUCGCAGAGGCCUUCGGAAUCGCGCCCACCGAGAUCUUAUUCUGCACCCUCAACAGCCACAAGGUGGACAUGCAGAAGCUCCUGGGUGGACAGAUAGGGCUGGAGGACUUUAUCUUUGCCCAUGUGCGGGGUGAGACCAAGGAGGUCGAGGUCACCAAGACAGAGGAUGCCCUGGGACUGACCAUCACAGACAACGGGGCUGGCUAUGCCUUCAUCAAGAGGAUCAAGGAGGGCAGCAUCAUCAACCGGAUCGAGGCAGUGUGUGUGGGCGACAGCAUCGAGGCCAUCAAUGACCACUCCAUUGUCGGCUGCCGCCACUACGAGGUGGCCAAGAUGCUCCGGGAGCUGCCCAAGUCCCAGCCCUUCACCCUGCGCCUGGUGCAGCCCAGGAGAGCCUUUGAUAUGAUCGGCCAGAGGAGCAGGAGCAGCAAAUGUCCUGUGGAAGCGCGAGUGGCCAGCGGGAGGGAGACCCUGCGGCUCCGCUCUGGGGGUGCCGCCACGGUGGAGGAGGCGGUGAGCGUGGGAGGGUCUUCCGGGGCUGUGGGCCCAGCACCGUCCACCUCCCGGCGUCGGUUUCCAGCCCGUGAAGCAGGUCCUGAUGGAGGGGCGGCGGUUCCAGAGCCGGGGCACCGUGCUGGGCGUCCCGCCUGCUCGCCCCUGGGGGUCGCUGGGUGGCGGUUCUCACCCCCGCCUCCCCUCCUGUGCCCCAGCCCAGCGAGUUUGAGGAGGAGGCCUCUCGGAAGGUGGACGACCUGCUGGAGAGCUACAUGGGCAUUCGCGACCCAGAGCUGGGUAAGGGGCCAGGGUAAGCGGGGGCCUGGGGGCGGGCGCCCCUGGGAGGAGGUGGGGCCCCAGGAGAGGCCAGGCCGGAGCGCCCUCACCCGCGUCCCUCCACGUUGCCCACAGCAUCCACCAUGGUGGAGACGUCCAAGAAGACAGGCAGCGUCCAGGAGUUUGCGCGCUGCUUAGACUCCGUCUUGGGCGAGUUUGCCUUCCCGGACGAGUUUGUGGUGGAGGUGUGGGCCGCCAUCGGCGAGGCCAGGGAGGCUUGUGGCUAGU